GGCGUGUGAUGUAAUUUCGAGGCAGAUAUAAGUAUCGGCAAAAUAGAAUGGACAUGGCCAUGCCUUUCAACUUUGCCGAAAAAUCACAACUCCAACCCAGAGGACCUUCGGAUCUAACCAAGGAGAGUUACAGCAGACCUUCGUACACGGUUUAGCUACUGCAGACUUCAUGCAGUCAUAUAGAACUUGGCUUAUUCUUUUCACUGGAUAGUGUUGCGUAGGCUCCUGCAAUAGUCUUUGUCACUUUAUCAUUGACUUGUGAGUAACCGAAGAAUAUAUAUUAAAAAAUCCCGUAAGAACACCUGUGUCGCCACCGGCCAACUGUGAUGUAUGUCCAAGCGUCCCUUCUCCCGUUGCUGGUGUGGGGACUGGUGUGCAGCUCAGUGCGCACUGCCCCGUUCACCCGUAGGAUUAACGGGACUGUGCAACGGCAAUGGGAGACGCUCUACUCGCGUUCAUUGGCUCGAAACCCGUGGGAAAAAAGAGACUUAAACCGGGACGGUGACUACCUAAUGGGUAUAAAAAGACUGAGACGUCUGUACUGCAACGUUGGCAUUGGAUUUCAUAUUCAAGUCUCCCCAGAUGGAAAGAUAACGGGAGUGCAUAACGAAAAUAGAUACAGUCUUCUGGAAAUAUCUCCAGUGGAGAGGGGUGUGGUGACGCUUUUUGGGGUUCGUAGCGGCCUCUUCCUGGCCAUGAACAACAAAGGGAAGCUCUAUGGAUCUGGUCAUUUCAGUAACGAGUGCAAGUUCAAGGAGACACUUUUGGCUAACAACUACAAUGCUUAUGAGUCAGCGGCACACCCAGGGAUGUACAUAGGCCUGAGCAAGACAGGCAAAACCAAGAAGGGUAAUAGAGUGACUCCGGCCAUGACAGUGACACACUUCCUGCCAAGGAUCUGAACAGAGCGCCAUUGUGACGGCCGGGGUCUAACCAUGCACUUUCAACAUGUUUUCUACAGUGUGACGAGGAUGUGAUAUAUUUAAAUUAUUUAUUUAUGAUUUUCUGAGAUUUAUUUUUAUUUUGUGAUCUGUGGGAUAGCAGGUGAGGGAAAAUAAUGAAUGAGAGCCCUUUUUUUGGUUCUUUAAGUACACACAUAAACAACCAAAAACAUAUACAUCAGAUGUGAGCUGCUAAAAGUGUUUGAGAUAACUGAACUUUAAAUUAAGUUCCCACAUUAAUACAACAUAUAGAGAUGCCUGUUGCCAUAAAAUAAUCUUUUGUUGCAGAUACAACCCUUUCCUGUUUUGUAAAGUAUUGUUUAGAGCCCUAUAUGGUUCUUACUGAUCUGAAAAGGACACUCUGAAAUACAUUCUGAGGGUUUAUCUAACAAACAAGUUUGUGUGCAAAUUGCACUGUUUGUAAAUCGUAUUGUGAUGGUUAGUGAUUAGUUGAUUUGCCAGAGACCUGAUCUCAUGGGCAUGAAUUACACAGUUAGAACCAGAGAGAGCUAACCAUUGAGGAAAGAGACAAUAUUGUCACAGUUAGAGUAUAUAAAGAUUUCCUCAUGGAAAUAUUAGGGUCUUUUGUUCAACGGUUGUGAUGAUGUGCAAUUACAGAUAGGGAGGUCUCAAGCAUAAACUGAACAAUCCUAGUACCAUGAUCUGAGGUUUCUUAAAGCUGUGCCCUGUGGUUUUCUCAAUCCCAAGGUGCAUGUGAGUAUAAACAGAUCCCCACAAUUUACCCUAUCUGAAUAGCUUGCAUGUUUUUUGUGUUUUUUAGAGUCCUUGUAGUAUGUUUUGUCAGAGAAAAGGUGUGUGUCCAGAAAUUAUAUAUCAGUUUACUACCUCAUGAUGGAUCGGUUAUGUCUCCCUUGAAUUAGCUUUGAGGAUUGUGUUCUGUCUGUGUUUGUUUGUAUAUUUAACAGUAUCUGCCGCAGCAUGUUAAACUAUCCAGUAAACAGUUCCAUAGAGGAUCUUACUGUGAUCUGUUUGAUCAGGUGAACUAAAGGAACAAAUAAUUGUUGCCAUUGGUUGUCAGCAAGUAAUGGCAUUUCCAUAAUGUUCUCGUGUUUUUUUUAUUUCAUUUUUCAAAUGGCGUAAAUUGUGCCAAGUAUGUGACACUGUACAGUGCGUGAUGUUGAUCAUCUUCUGACCUGAGAUGAAACCUGUAUUUGGGAGUAAAUUUGAUCCAUCCAAACGUGGGAUUAAUACAAAUAUAACCAAAAGGAAUGUAAUUUUUUGCUGGCACUAGAUUCUGUCAGCGUGUAAGGAGUUAAGGUGUAGCUGGUGUAAACGUCAAACUGAACGUGGAUGUUAGACGUGUGUG
Molecule: messenger RNA, 2268 nt
Organism: Hypomesus transpacificus
Lineage: Eukaryota; Metazoa; Chordata; Actinopteri; Osmeriformes; Osmeridae
Product: fibroblast growth factor 4B-like
Exons: 3
Coding region: 327-902 (191 amino acids)
Biological process (GO): positive regulation of gene expression; animal organ morphogenesis; positive regulation of cell population proliferation
Cellular component (GO): cytoplasm
Molecular function (GO): fibroblast growth factor receptor binding; growth factor activity
Source: RefSeq, a predicted model, not a curated record